UAAAACAGAAAAGGAAAAACAUAAAGAGGAAAUCUUGAUAGAGAUAUCUUUAGGAAUUAGGAUCUCUAAUACUUAUAUCUUACUCGUUCGAGAUUCCUUCAUAUCCCUCCAGACACAAUAAUAUUAUUUUACACUUUUUUUUCCUUUCCAACAUCUUCAGAAAAUCUAAUGUCACAGGCGAGCAUUGACAAGUAUGAAGCAUUAUCAGAUUUUCUCAAGAAAUUUUACAUUCCUUCGUACAUUCUCUCGCCAGCCGAGGCUGUGGCGGUGCCAAGUACUCGUCCACCUGAGAGCCCGAUUCUCGUAUUUAUCAACUCCAAAAGUGGAGGUCAACUCGGUGGAGAACUCAUUCUUACCUACCGUUCUCUUCUCAACGAGAAGCAGGUUUUCGAUCUUAACGAAGAGACUCCGGAUAAGGUGCUACAGAGGAUCUAUCUUAACCUAGAGAGGCUAAAUCACGAUGCUUUGGCUUGCAAGAUUAAGGAGAAGUUGAAAAUAAUGGUGUGUUAA
Messenger RNA from Raphanus sativus (radish), 510 nucleotides. RefSeq names its product diacylglycerol kinase 6-like. The record is from RefSeq and is a predicted model, not a curated record. Gene Ontology annotation, molecular function: ATP-dependent diacylglycerol kinase activity. NCBI's taxonomy places the organism in Eukaryota, Viridiplantae, Streptophyta, Magnoliopsida, Brassicales, Brassicaceae. Bases 169 to 510 code for a protein of 113 amino acids. The transcript has 3 exons. Gene Ontology annotation, biological process: signal transduction.